Drosophila obscura is the source of this 4704-nucleotide messenger RNA. RefSeq lists its product as uncharacterized. Gene Ontology annotation, biological process: DNA integration. The record is from RefSeq and is a predicted model, not a curated record. Gene Ontology annotation, molecular function: nucleic acid binding. NCBI's taxonomy places the organism in Eukaryota, Metazoa, Arthropoda, Insecta, Diptera, Drosophilidae.
AUGCCAACGGGGGACAAGGAUAGCAAAGGGUUCUUGGCUGCGACAUCUCCACGUCGGCUACGCACCUCUUCCGCCUCAGGAACUACCCCCACUCAAAAGAUCAAGUCGCCAGUCACUCCCAGAGCAGCCAGUAGCAGCCCAGCUGCGAGGACCAAGUCGGUUCUCUUCCCGUCUCCCGUCACUCUCAAGGUGCCAGCUCGGAUCCAAGGCGAUCCAACCAGCUCCUUCGGUAAUAGUCCCGUCAGCUCGAGACCUUCCAUCACAAUGGCUCAACCCGCCACCACUACUGCACGAGCAAAAUUAGCCGCCGCCAUUGGCCGGCUGUCUCAUUUGGAAGCGCGCAUCACUUCCGCUCCAUCCGCAUCUCUUGCCGAGGUUCGCCGAGGACAAAUUCUGAGUAUGUGGGCGGAUGUCGAGGCGGAAUAUAAAGCUUGCUCCGCAGUGAUGGUUGACGAGGACCCAAGGGUCCAAGAAGACAUCCGAGAGAAGUACGGCGAGUGCUAUGGGGUAUUUGAGCAGUGCCUCGCCGACCUCAAUGCUCAGCUGGCCCAAACAGCAGUCCAUCCGAGAUUACGUUGGCCUACUUUUCGAGAUUUUUUUACUGCAAUUUACAUAAAUAAUUCUAGGCUGUCUCCGGUAGAGAAGUUGUACCAUCUCACCGCGAAGACAAGUGGCGAUCCGAAGGCCAUAGUCGAGAAGUCCCCGCUCACAAACGAUGGUUUCGAGUCGGCAUGGUCGGCCCUCCGAAACCGUUAUGAAAAUAAUCGGCUCCUGGUGACCAACCAGAUAAAUAUUUUGCUCUUUUUGCCUCGCGUCGAGUCCGAGACCAGUGGAGCUUUAAAAGAGCUUCAAAGCACGAUGCAAGGGGUCCUCACCGCCCUUGCUCAAUCCAAGGUCUGCACCGACAACUGGGAUAGCCUCCUCGUUACUAUUUGUGCCUCCAAGUUGCCGAAGUUGACCCGGUCUUUGUGGGAAGCGUCUGUCACAGACAAGAAGGAGGUGCCUCCAUGGACGGAAAUCGAUGCCUUCCUCACUCAGCGCUAUUUGACGCUAGAGGCCAUGGAGAGCGACCCGUCCACUUCCAAAGGCAAUCCGACCCCACCAUCGUCCAAAGGUUCCUUGAAUCCGCAAUCCUCCGGAAGCAACUCCAAUCCGUUCCGGUCUCAUGGUAGUCCCGUGCCAAGGAAGUUUCACUCCUUCCAGACACAAGUGAGUCCGAAGAGAAGAACGUGUGAUCUCUGUUCCAAAGAGAACCAUCCGAUCCGACUGUGUCCGCACUUCCUACAAAUGACUGUGGAUGCACGAGCCAGCUGCAUUAAAAAAAGGCAGCUGUGCUUGAACUGUUUCGCUAGAGGUCAUCAGCUCCGUGAAUGCCAAAGCGCCCACAGUUGCUUCACUUGUGGAGCCCGCCACCACACGCUCCUGCAUCGGGGGACUCCAGCUCCCAGCGAGCUGACUUCCACAACAGCGGAGGAUCCCGCUUCUUCCGUCGCUCCGCCCAACGUUCAGAACUAUUUUGCUUCGGGAACAAGAGCGGUGCUUCUCGGUACGGCAAUAAUCAACAUCUGCCACCGGGGGACAAAUUUCCGUGCCCGCGCUCUGAUCGACUCGGGCUCCGAGGCGACGUUCAUUACGGAACGUCUCUUUAAUAUCCUCCAGUUGCCAUUCCGCCUUAUUCAGGCCCAGGUUUCAGGCCUAAAUCAGACUGUAGCAGCUCAAUCCAAGAAGCUCUGUGAUUUGUCCAUUCGCUCCCUGAUGACGCCGAGCGUACAGUUAAACGCCACGGCCUACGUCCUGCCCGACAUAGCCGGCAAUCUCCCUUCAUAUCCGAUCCCGCAGAGCGCGUUGCGAGACUUGCCGAACCUGCCUUUAGCAGACCCUAAAUUUUAUGAGAGCUCACACAUAGACGUUCUGAUCGGAGCCCACAUCCUUCUGUCCAUACUGUUAAGCGGCUCACAGACCGACAUCUGUGGUUCCCUCCUCGGACAGCAAACCAUCUUUGGAUGGGUGCUUACCGGUCCAGUGCCAAGUGCUGUUCAGACCAGAUUGCAUCUUUCUCCACCCAAAUUUCCCACGUCCGCGAUGCUCCAUUGGACAAACUUCUCACAAAGUUUUGGGAGGUGGAGGAUCUACCUAUCAAGGUAGCAGGAGAGUCGGACUCCUAUUGCGAAAGAAAUUUUCCGAACCACGUCAAGAACGUCAAGUGGAAAGUACGUGGUAACACUGCCGUUUCGUGACCCCGAUCAUUGUGGAUCGGGCCUGGGGCAUUCAAGGUCCAUUGCCCUAGCUCAGUUUCUCCGAAAUGAGAAUCGGCUAAAGAGAAACGUUCCAUUUCAAGAACAGUAUAACUCUGUGAUCCAGGAAUACUUAGAUCUCGAUCAUAUGACAGAGGUUCCGUCCACUAACGAGUCCGCCAAUUAUUAUCUUCCGCACCAUGCGGUAAUCAAGCCGGAGAGCACUACCACGAAAGUCCGCGUGGUAUUCAACGCGUCCAGCCCUUCUGCGAACGGCACGAGCUUAAAUGAUCUUCUUCAUGCUGGUCCGGUCCUCCAAUCCGAUUUAACCCUCCAAAUCCUGAAGUGGCGCUACUUCCGAUACGUCUUCAACGCCGACAUUACAAAGAUGUACCGCCAAAUUUGGGUACAUCCAACGUGCACACCCUUCCAGCGAAUAUUAUUUCGAAACCAGGAGGGUGAGAUUCGGGAUUAUGAGCUGAAAAUCGUGACCUUUGGUGUCAAUUGCUCUCCGUUUCUAGCCAUCCGGGUACUGCAACAGCUUGCCGACGACAUCCAGUCGCGAUUUCCAAAGGCAAGCCACAUUGUACGGCAUUUCAUGUACGUCGACGACGUCCUAGCCGGGGCAGACUCCAUCAAGGAGGCUCAGCUGGCUAUCCACGAAUUGCAGGCCGCCCUCAGCUCUGCAGGUUUUCCACUGCGCAAAUGGACGUCCAAAUCCCACACCAAGCGAGAAGUUCUUUCCCAAAUUGCGAAGCUGUUUGACCCCGCGGGGUGGCUAGCCCCAUUCAUCGUCCGGUCCAAGAUUUUUAUGCAGGAGAUCUGGUUGCAAGAUUUGGGAUGGGACGAACCUCUUCCAAGUUCGUUGUACCAACGCUGGCUGGACUUUCUGCAAAGUUACGCAUCACUACCCGAGAUCAAGAUUUCAAGAUGGGUAUGUUACCAGCCAUCGGUAAAGAUCGAACAUCACGGUUUCUGCGAUGCCUCCGAAAAGGCGUACGGUGCAGCGCUCUACGUGCGCGUCGAGUGUGACCAGCAUAUCACGGUGCAUCUACUGUCGGCGAAAACACGAGUCGCUCCCGUGAAAACCGUUUCGCUUCCUCGACUAGAGCUGUGCGGUGCAGUGCUCCUUUCCGAAAUGGCGACGGCUAUCCUGCCAAGCAUGCCGACGGGAAGUCAUCAAUGCUACUACUGGACCGAUUCUACUAUUGUACUGGCCUGGUUGAGCAAGCCCGCUUGCCAUUGGACUACCUUUGUGGCCAAUCGAGUGACGAAAAUAGCUCAGACUACCGAAACCAGUCAUUGGGCUCAUGUUCGUUCCGAACAUAACCCCGCUGACUUAGCCAGUCGAGGCGUAGCUUUACCAGAACUGGUGGGUAGCCAACUCUGGUGGCAUGGACCAGCGUGGUUGCAAUCUCCACGUUAUCAAUGGCCAGCCCAAGCCGCCGAAACUCCAGUUCAAACCCUAGAGCAGCGGGCCGUGAAGGUCCAUCUCGUUUCCAGCCCACCCGAAGAUUUCCUGGAGCGAUUCUCCCAGCUUGAGAAGGCUCUUCGAGUGCGGGCAUAUGUUCUACGUUUUAUUCAGUGUUGCCGGAAAGUAACACUCGCAUGUAGGGACCACCUCACUAGUGGGGAAAUUAACGAAGCGGAGCGAACUCUUAUCCUAGAGGCUCAGCGCCGGGACUUCCCCCAAGAAUCUCACUACCUGAGUGGUAAACGUCCCGUGCCAAGUUCAAGCUCUAUUUUGAAUCUGAACCCCUUUCUAGACCGACAGGGGAUCAUGAGAGCCUGUGGCCGGAUCACAGCUUCACAAGAUCUGAAGUAUGAUGAGCGCCAUCCAAUCAUCCUGUCCUAUAGUUGCCGCCUGUCUCGCCUGCUCGCUCACUUGACGCACAGGAUCACUCUCCAUGGCGGCAAUCAACUGAUGACGCGCCUCAUUCGCUGCAAAUAUUGGAUCCCGAGAAUCCGGAACCUGAUGAAGGGCGUGGUGAACUCCUGCAAGGUCUGCAUCAUCCACAAGAAGAAGCUACAGACCGAACUGAUGGGUGAUCUCCCGACAGACCGAACUUCUUUCUCCAGACCGUUUACCCAUACCGGUAUUGACUAUGCAGGUCCUUUCGACAUAAGGAACUAUACCGGGAGAGCGUGCCUGAUCACCAAGGGUUAUGUGUGCGUAUUUGUAUGUUUUUCCACGAAGGCCAUUCACUUGGAGGCUACUUCCGACCUGACCACCGAGAAGUUUCUAGCAGCUUUCGCUCGCUUCGUCGCUAGACGAGGUUGUCCGCAGCGUAUCCAUUCCGACAAUGGAAAAACUUUCGUGGGAGCAGCAACUGUACUUUCUCGGGACUUUCUAGAGGCGUUCCAGGAUUCGGUGACUGAGGCAUACAGCCAUCAACGGGUUGCAUGGCGUUUCAUCCCGCCAGGAGCUCCACAUAUGGGGGGCCACGUCCACCCGGAAAUAUACCUUUGA